AUGCGGAAUCUGGCUUUUAAAAUAAUGCAGAAGCACAUCAACCUCAAAGGUCCCAAGGAAGUGGAGAUCAAAUGCCCCUUGAAUCACAUUGCUUGCAGUGGCUCCAACGCAUGUGUCCAUUUGUCACAACUGUGUAAUGGAGUGGUCGACUGCCCAGACGGCUUUGAUGAAGGAGGGCAUUGCCGGGAAUUGUUACCCAGUUGUCAGCAGUUGAAUUGCCAGUUCAAAUGUGCAAUGGUCAGAAAUGCUACAAGAUGUUAUUGUGAGGAUGGAUUUGAAGUAACAGGAGAUGGGAGAAGCUGUAAAGGCAAGUAUGAACUGUGACUGUCUUUGCAUUGGUUGGCACGCCAUUAUUGCAUGCAAGCAUAUAAAAUAAGCAGAUUAGGAAUUUGGAAGCUGGAUUUUGCCUCACUCUCUUGAGGCUUCAGAUCCUCUUUAUCAAGAUUCAUGUAUUCGGACAUGAGGACAUGAUAAACAAAGUCUGUUUCCCUGUGCCACGAACACAUAGAGAACUGGAAAUGAAGUCACACAAUCCCUUUCAAGAGCAAUCUUGUUCACUACAGACUGCCAAAUAGGCCCUAGUGCUUUAAUUGCUUUGCUACUUCACAAUAAUACCAUGGACCAAGUUUGUUCCUUGACACACCAAGUACAGUCCAA
Molecule: messenger RNA, 657 nt
Organism: Rattus rattus (black rat)
Lineage: Eukaryota; Metazoa; Chordata; Mammalia; Rodentia; Muridae
Product: low-density lipoprotein receptor-related protein 1B-like
Exons: 3
Coding region: 1-324 (107 amino acids)
Molecular function (GO): protein binding
Source: RefSeq, a predicted model, not a curated record